This is a messenger RNA of Brachypodium distachyon (stiff brome), 1809 nucleotides long. Its product is annotated as plant intracellular Ras-group-related LRR protein 1. The record is from RefSeq and is a predicted model, not a curated record. Gene Ontology annotation, molecular function: protein binding. Bases 440 to 1537 code for a protein of 365 amino acids. NCBI's taxonomy places the organism in Eukaryota, Viridiplantae, Streptophyta, Magnoliopsida, Poales, Poaceae. The transcript is spliced from 4 exons.
GGCCAGUGGUUUACACGCAUACUGCCCCCGGGUCAGCUCUUCUCGAUCGGUUGCCUGACUUGCCUCCCCGGCCGUCGGUCUCUCUCUAGCUACCCGGCCCGCGCUGCCGCUUAUAUAUCAAGGCCACUUUGGCUUGUUCUAACAGAGUCAGUACAACAGCUAAUACUAUAAUUAAGCUCCUUCCUUACCUUCCUUCAUCCCGACCGGCCGUCUCUAGCUUGUUUCUUGAGCUGCUCUUCAUCUUCGACCGCCUCGAGCUACCUUGUCCGGCCGGCGCCUUGAGGUUAGAGCAGCUUGUUUUGCUUCUCUGCGACGACGCCCAUGCAUGCAUGUUAAUUUGCUUGCCGUGCAUGCAUAUAUGAGCAAGGCUGCGAUAGCUGUUCUUGCUCAAGAUUCAGAAGGUGGAGAAGCUAGCUUGUAGUAUAACCAGCUGGAGAGCAUGAGGGACUUGGGAGAGAGGAGGAGGCAUGGGCAUGGUGGGCAUGUCAACGUUGUUGGGUUUGGAGCAGGAGCAGGAGGUGGACAACAUGCAGAACAUGACCAGGAGAAGCAGAAGGAGAAGAAGCUGGACAUGAGUGGCAUGUCCAUGGACACUCUGCCACACAUAACCAUGUCUCUCGGCCACAUCACCACUCUGGAUCUCUCCAACAACAACCUCGAGAGCAUCCCAGAGUCAGUGAUAGCCCGGCUUCUGAACGUUGUGGUGUUGGACGUCCGGUCCAACCAGCUCAAGUCGCUGCCAAACUCCAUCGGGUGCCUCUCCAAGCUCCGGGUCCUCAACGUCUCCGGCAACCUGCUCGAAUCCCUGCCAGCCACCAUCGAGGAAUGCCGUGCGCUGGAGGAGCUGAACGCCAACUUCAACCAGCUGACGAGGCUGCCGGACACGCUGGGGUUCGAGCUCCACAGCCUCCGCAAGCUCUCCGUCAACUCCAACAAGCUCGCCAGCCUCCCGUUCUCCACCUCCCACAUGACGGCGCUGCGUGCCCUCGACGCUCGCCUGAACUGCAUCCGGGCACUCCCGGACGGCCUUGAGAACCUCAUCAACCUCGAGGUGCUCAACGUCAGCCAGAACUUCCACUUCCUGCGGGAGCUGCCCUACGCCGUGGGGCUACUCACCUCCCUCCGGGAGCUAGAUGUUAGCUACAACUCCAUCUCCGUGCUCCCGGACUCCAUGGGCUGCCUCACCAAGCUCGCCAAGUUCAGCGCUGUCGGAAACCCGCUUGUCUGCCCGCCCAUGGACAUCGUCGAGCAGAGCCUCGACGCCAUGCGCGCCUACCUCAGCUCCCGGAUGAACGGCACUGGCGUCAAUGCCAAGAAGAAGAAAGGAUGGGUGCCCAAGCUGGUUAAAUACAGCACCUUCUCUGGGAGGAUGACGCCCGGGAGGAUGACACCCGGUCGAAAAAGUGCCCAUGACAAUUCGGAAGGUCUGUUGAUGUCGGAUUAUCGCUCACUCCACGGCGUGGCAUCACCAGGGUUUCUCUCCAUGCUGUCACCACGACGGCUCUUCUCGCCACGGAGGAAUUCCCCCAAGCAUUAGUACGGAUGAUGGUCCAUCAGUGUGAGUUGCUUGCUUCAAGCAUUUUCAGAUGAAAUGCUCGUAGGAUAAUUAAGGCGCUGCCGUUCCUGCUGAUGUGUACAUAAAUGUUCUGAAGAGGUAUUAAAUACAGUAAUGUGUAAAGAAGUACAGUAGGGUCAUUGAUGUACAUAGAAACUAAAAAGGUUGGUUUUAAUUUCCUGCUGUGUUUUGUUUACUUGCUACAAAUGAUUCUCCAUGUACAAUACAUUUUUAUAAUUUUUUUGCGUAGUCUA